CAGGCUUGUUGCUGUUGUCACAUUGACCCAAAAACGAAUCCCUGACGCAAGCACUUGACAGAUUGAUGGUAGGCAUCGCCUGAUUCCUCCCGUCCUGCCAUCAUCCAGGCCAGCCGCCUACUGAGCCAUUCAUGAAUGAACCACUCAAGGAAUCUCCAUCCGCCUAUCACUGCUAAUGAUUCCGCACCUUGAUGAAUGAGCAGACCACCAUAUGAUGCAUCCGGCUAAGAGGAGACGCCUGGAUCAAUCCACUGCAUCUCUAACAAAGCCUUUCCGCUCACCGCUACGAAAAGAUCCUAGUGAUCCUUCCCACAAACCAAACAUUACCAGCCCGGAUACGAAGCUUCAUCUGGACACUAAAUUAUCGCCACUCGUGACUACUUCGAUUGAUUCAGCCGAAACAACCAAAAAGCCUCACGGCUCCGCUUCCACAGGAUUCGCUGGAACAGCCAAUGCCGAGCACAGAGAAUUACAAAAAGAACAUGUUGCUUUGACGCUUCAUCUGAAGAAACUAUGCCAGUCGCUUGAUGUUGCUCAGCAAGCCCUACAGAUUGAGACAUCAAACCAGAUCGUGCAGUUACAAGUCUUGAUCUCCAAGUGGAAGGCUGUUGCCCGGGAUGUUGCUGAACAGCUAUUUGAUGAAGCCAAGGAACGAAUCGACCACAUGGGUGGAUUCAAGGCAUGGCAACAUCGUGCUCAAGAUGAUGCACGUCUCUGGAACAAAGAUGAGAAGACAACUCACCACUAUCCCGAUGAUAGAAGGGACGAGAACGACAGCCAGCCCGAGAUUGCGACCGCUGACAAAGAUAAUUUCGACGCAGCAAACCACUCGAGUAACGAAGAAGAAGAGCCGGAUACGUUCACGAUGGAGACGAUGCUUCGCGAAAUGAACAUCGACCUGCAGCUGAUCGGGUAUGACAAGGAGUCCGAAGGCUGGCUUGUCUGAAAUCUCGAAGAUGACCGCCCACCCACUGGAAAGCCAACUUCAAGGAGGAGGCUCUCACGGCACGAACUGUGGCUCUGUGGGUAGGACAGCCGACUCAACUCUCUGUCGGCAUGCAGUGCUAGCGGCCCAGACUGGGUGAGUCGCAGCUGAUAUUACCAGGGAAACCAAGGUGAAGGUUCUUCUUCUCUCCCGGGUUCGCCAUCAUGACGCACAGGACCUGAAACCAUCAAGGACAGACAGUCAUUGCCAGGUUGCUGAUGCUGGUAUGAGGCAUGAAGGACGAAUCCCUCGGCUCUGAAGAGACUGAGUGGUGAAUGCCGACUGCUCUUUUGAAGGCCGAAUAUCUGAACAUAUAGCCCGAUGCUGUUGCUGAGAGCGGUAGAUGGUUCUAUUUGGUGGAUGCAAACAUCCCUCGCAAUAGCGAACUUUCCGAUGGAUGGCAGUUGUGCAAUGUCAUCUCAUGACGGGAGGUCGACUUUGUUUAUUCCAGACCACUCGACUCUUGAC
Molecule: messenger RNA, 1453 nt
Organism: Exophiala xenobiotica
Lineage: Eukaryota; Fungi; Ascomycota; Eurotiomycetes; Chaetothyriales; Herpotrichiellaceae
Exons: 2
Coding region: 212-946 (244 amino acids)
Biological process (GO): DNA recombination
Source: RefSeq, a predicted model, not a curated record